AUGACUUUCAGUUUCCUCACACUUGCCUUCUCAUUCAUUUUUCUCUUUAACUGUUACUCUACUCCUCUCUUUCUGUCUGGCGUUCCUGCCCUGCAGGGGUGGCAGGGCCUCAUAGCUCAGGGAUGUCACUCCAGUAUUCUCAUAAUCGAUCCAAAGACAGCCCAGACCAUCCAAGUGCUGGAAAGACACAAAGCAAAUGUGGUCAAGGUGAAAUGGUCCAGGGAAAAUUACUACCACAAUUUAAGCUCGCCCUACUGUCUGCGGCUGGCCUCGGGAGAUGCCUCGGGGAAGAUCAUAGUGUGGGAUGUGGUCAGCGGCACGGCCCACUGUGAGAUCCAGGAGCACUCCAAGCCCAUCCAGGACUUGGAGUGGUUGUGGAAUCAAGAUGCAUCUCGUGACCUCCUCUUGGCCGUCCACCCUCCCAACUACAUCGUUCUGUGGAAUGGAGACACAGGCACCAAGCUGUGGAAGAAGAGCUAUGCUGAGAACAUCCUCUCUUUUUCCUUUGACCCCUUUGACCCCUCCAACAUGGCGCUGCUGACCAGUGAAGGAAUAGUCUUUAUCACAGACUUCUCCCACUCCAAACCACCAGGCAGUGCUGGCAAAAAGGUCUACAUUGCCAGCCCUCAUGCAAGCCCAGCACACACUAAACCUGCACCUGCUGCUGCUCCAGCCCCGACCGGUGCCAAGAAGGCCCUUAACAAGGUCAAAGUGCUCAUCACCAAUGAAAAACCCACCGCGGAGGCGGUGACGUUGAAUGACUGUCUGCAGCUGUCCUACCUGCCAUCCAAGAGGAACCACAUGCUGCUGCUUUAUCCCAGAGAGAUUUUAAUCCUGGACUUGGAGCUCAGCCAGACAGUGGGUGUGGUGGCCAUCGAGCGCUCCGGUGUUCCCUUCAUUCAGGUGAUUCCCUGCGCUCAGCGGGAUGCCCUCUACUGUCUCCAUGAGAAUGGUUGUAUCACUCUCCGAGUGUGUCGCUCCACUGCCGCUCCAGAAGAAGCAGCAGACCCAGAACAGAGUGUUCAGGAGCUUGUGUAUGACCUGCGUUCUCAGUGUGACGCAAUCCGAGUCACCAAGACAGUCCGACCGUAUCGCAUGGUUAUAUGUCCCGUCAACGAAAACAACGCUGCUCUCAUGGUCAGCGAUGGCAGAGUCAUGCUGUGGGAGCUCAAAGCCUACACCGGGAGGGCUGCUGCCAAUCCUAAUUCGGGCCUGUCGCCUCUGUACUCUCCCGUGUCGUUUUGUGGAGCUCCGCUGGGCCCAAACCAGAAAAGGAUUCAGGAUCUCUCUCUCAACAGCAUGAUUGGUCAGACCUUGAUAGCUGGUGAGACUCCUCCUCCAUCAUCCAAUCAGCAGGAGGUGCAGUUGAAGUUCCUGCUGACUGGCCUGCUGUCUGGUCUGCCGCUGCCACCAUUUGCCCUCCGCAUGUGUCCACCGCUUACCACCAAAAACAUCAACCAUUACCAGCCCCUCCUGGCUGUAGGUAGGUGGUAGUGCACUGCUGACACA
Molecule: messenger RNA, 1509 nt
Organism: Acanthochromis polyacanthus (spiny chromis)
Lineage: Eukaryota; Metazoa; Chordata; Actinopteri; Pomacentridae
Product: WD repeat-containing protein 11-like
Exons: 9
Coding region: 1-1494 (497 amino acids)
Cellular component (GO): cytoplasm
Molecular function (GO): protein binding
Source: RefSeq, a predicted model, not a curated record